Molecule: messenger RNA, 4152 nt
Organism: Candida albicans SC5314
Lineage: Eukaryota; Fungi; Ascomycota; Pichiomycetes; Serinales; Debaryomycetaceae
Gene: MDS3
Product: Mds3p
Exons: 1
Coding region: 1-4152 (1383 amino acids)
Biological process (GO): cell redox homeostasis
Cellular component (GO): cytosol; mitochondrion
Molecular function (GO): protein binding
Source: RefSeq, a predicted model, not a curated record
AUGUCUACGUUAAUACCUACAGCAAGCGCCUGUUACAGUCUACAAUUACCCCCCACCGAAAAGGAUGAUCGAUUGAAUUUGAAUGUUAGAACAGGCUCAGCAUCUACAUUAUACAACUCAUUAAUCUUUGUCCAUGGAGGAUUAACAAUAGGUUUAGAACUACUCAACUACACCAUCCCUGAACUAAAUGAGAUUUUUUACAAUCGAAUUAAUAUAUCAGCAUCAAAAUAUAAAACUGUCGAAAAAUACUUGUCCGGGGAGCUCUUUUACUUAAGUUUAAUAGAAAGAAACUGGUCUCGUGUCGUCCUUGAAGAAUUAGAAAUACGACCAAAACCUAGAUUAUUGCAUCAGAUUUGUGCAUUCAACAAUUGUCUAUAUCUAUUUGGUGGAUUGGCUCUACUGCAAGAAAAUGACGAAGACCCAACAUUAGUUCCAUGCAAUGACUUAUGGGAAUUUGAUUUGGUACUUAAGAAAUGGACAUUACUAGAUGAUGGAUCAAAUUAUGAACUAGACGAUGCUGUGCCAUCUCCACGUUUUAACCAUAAAUUGACUGUUAUUUCCAGCUUAUCCUUUGCAAACAGAAAAGACCAUUUUGGAUUAUUUAUUGCCGGAGGUAAAGAUAAACAAUCCAAUGAAAUUUACGACAAUUCUAUUUUUGACUUGGUGGAGAAAAGAUAUGUGGGAUCACAACCUUUCCGUUUAGUAGCCACUACUGGAGACGACACAAAGGACAAAGAAACUGGAUUGAACGAAUUUGUUUCAAACCCAGAACAUUUCUUGAAUGUCGAUCAAACAAGAAAUGCUAUCUUGAGCAUCACCGAUGAUGCCGACACACCAAACCGAAAACAGAACAAAAAUCCUAGCAACCAUCAUGAGAGUAUUGUAGUGUAUGGCCCAACUCGACAAACCGGAGAUUGUCAAAACUCCUUGGUUUCAUUUAAAGUAGGGAAAAGGGAAAUAAAAGGUGGUAAAGUAUUACGUCUUCACAAAAAUUCACGGGUCGCAAAAUUAAAACAACUGAUCAUCCCUUAUAAUCUAAGAUAUCCAACUGCAGGUUUGUUUGGUCAAAAUGUUGUGCUAACUGGGUUUCUACCUGAUGAAUACGAGAUCUCAAUUUUUGUUUACAAUAGACCUACAGGCAAAUGGUCGCGAUUAAACAUUUUCUGUAGCCAUGAAUACGGCAGUCAUAGAUUUUGGGGCGGAUUUGCAUGGCAAUCUCAUCAUAAGGUUAUUUUAAUUGGUAACAGUAUGACUUCUAGAACAACUAGUAGUGUCCGGUUUUUCAGUAUUAUGUUGACUGUUAGCUUGCCCAUCACCAAUAUUCUAGUCAGUUCUGAAUUGUCAAAAGGUCGGUCAAAUAAUAGGACUAGUUCAUUUGUUUCUCAUGGCGAACAAAGACACCACCGAAAUAAGAGUCAGAAUGACAGCUUGUUGAAAGCCGAACUUUCACUUGAAAGUACAACAGAGGAUCUGACAGACAGUAGCAGCGACAAAACGGCCGAAAGUGUGUUAGACGCUCCUGUUCCAUUGGCCAAUCUGAGAAGACAAUCAUUCUCGUCGCUUGGGAGCGACAAAUCACCGACUGCUGUGAGUUUUAGUGAUUACGUUCAUUAUGCAGCCCCAAAAACCACAUACACAACAAUAAGAUCAGUAUUCCCACCAGAAGCAAUAACUUUAGGUAGGAAUGCAUUCAACAGGAUUGGUGAUUUAAUUGCUGAUAUUGAGUUGGUCUCGUGUAACGGUGACAGAAUUCCAGUGUCGUCAGCAGUGUUGAUGGAGAGAUGGGGACAGCAUUUUAUUCUGUUAUUGGCCAAGGGAUAUAUCAAUGCUGUAGAUAAGUUUGAAACAGAUCAAGCACUUGGGUUAGACGAGAAUCAAAGAUUGAGAUCAAAAUCCUCCAACUCCGAAUCCAGCUCAAGUGAUAUCCCCAAAUUAAAAUUAUCCCUAAGUGAAUCCUUACUUUCUUCAUCGUCGGGUGAACAUGACAAAAAGGAAAAAAUGGGAUUAAGCUCGGCACAUAAACCUCAGAAGGAUGUUCCACAGUUCAGAUUACCAUUUCAAGAUUCAAGCGAAUCGGUUAAUCGUGAGGAAGGGUCUGAUUGCAGCAAGGACAGGAAAACGGGUGGUUCAUCCGUUUCAACGGCAAUAGAUCCCCAUCAUGUAAUGCCCAGGAAAAACUCUACAAGCUCCUUUCAAUCUAAUUCAAGCUCUUUAUUAACUUCCCAUUUGCAAGAUAUACCGCCCCAAUUACCUUUGCCAGACGAACAAAUACCUGCGGUUCCAGCAGCUCCAGUAUCAUAUAGGAGCGCAUCUCGGAAAAACUCACAAGACCAUAGCUCCCCAAGAUCAUCGUUGAUACACACAUUAACAGUUUUAAGAAAUAUUCCCGUGUCAAAAUCCCCACGCGAGUCACCGUUUUCUUCUCCCCGACCUUCCAUGUCUGGCCCAAGUGGAGGCUCAGCUGAUUUAUUUAGCUCACCAUUUCCGAGUUUGAAGGCAAACUAUGGCAAACCACCCUCCAAUUUGAGGAAAAAGUCUUAUGAUAUGAAUGACGGAACCAUUGAAAGCUCACUCGAUUCAUUUUCAUCAGGAAAAUCGUCAAUGGCAAAAGUGAGCAGUGUACCUGGCGAGAAUCCAGAUUCUGACGAGAGCUCUAUUGGUUUCCAAGAGUUCAAUAAAAAUCCAAUAAGUAUGUUUGACAAUGCACUUUUGAAUUUUGAUAAUAUUGACAGUGAGAAUUUCAGAAUGGAACCUUCUUUAAUUCCAAGAAAACUUUAUAUUCCAUUCAUGACUUUGACAGUCAAAGCAUUCUGUGAAUAUUUAUAUACGGGACAAAUUGGGAACAAAUGGUUACUAGCACCUACAUUGAUGGACAAUUUAUUGAUAUCCAAAUUCUACCGUGUGCCAUUACUUUAUGAUUUGAUAAGUGAGAUUUUGUUUGGUGUUAUUGGGAAGAAAGAAGCCUAUAUUAUUGGUGAAGCACGUAAAUUGAAAGCACGGUAUUUUAAAUUACUACGUGGUGCAAAUAUCCCCAUUGAUUCUAAUUAUGAAUUCCCAAUGGACGAGUAUGAUGGGUUCUUGGAUACUGUCGAUGAUGGCUACCUUGAUAUUACAUUGUUGAAAAAAGCUUCGAAAAUUCAUGCAGAUAGUGUCGCAAUGUCUUUGAAAAAGAAAUCGGUUACAAGUAAUAAUCUGCGAAAUGCUUCGAUACGAAAAGAAGGUUCUACUACAGCAGAAAGUGUUUUGGAAGAAGGAGAAAAACAAGAAGAGAUAGUUAGUAAAGAUGAUGAGGACGAAUCUAGAACUGGCUCAACAAGUGAAGAAGACGAGGUUGACAAAGAGUAUGGAUUAGUUUAUUUGGAAGCAAAAGAUAAGUCGUUGCCCACUAUAGGGCCCAGAUCCAAAUCUAUUUUUGAUAGACAAGGUUUGGCGGCCAUUGAAAAGCUAGAAGAAGAACAAAAUGACCAUCAAGUCCAUCUGAUUGUUGAGGGAGAGGACCAUGAAAAUUUGAUUACGUUGGACGAGUUAGUUGCUUCAGAUGCCCCUUCAGAUUAUGCCAUCGAUUUAAUUUUUGAAACUGCAACAUUAGUAACUGAUAUGAAAAUGCUUCUAAGAACAUCUAACUUGAAAGCCAUGACAGCAAAGUUUCGUAAAUGUAAAGCUGACAUUGAAAAGGAAAUGGCGGAUAUUGAGUACCAAUUGACUCAAAUGCCAAGUGGCUCCCGUAAUUUGGCAAUGAAGUCAGCCAAUCAGUUAAAGGAACUGCAAUUGCAACUGAAGCUGUCACCAAUAAUACCUACAGUAUCAACAGUGACACCUUCACCUUUACCUUCAAUCUCAGGUGUACCUUCUCCAAGGCUACCGCAGCAACAGUUGCCAGAAGCACAAUUACCAAAACUAACAAAGAGUACAUCUUCACUCUCCCGUAUUGCAUCGCAUACAAGCUUUAAAGCGCUUAGAUCAAUGACAGACGUCACACCAAUGGAAAAACUGACUUCUGAUAAAAGUUUUAGAGGUAAAUUACAACAAACUAUGCUUUCUAGAACUCCCACAAAUAGAAAUGAAGACCAAGAUUCAAGCUCCGCAUCAUCUAUUAAAUCUAGUAGUAAAAAGCGUGGAAUAUUUGGAUUGUUAACAGGAUUAAAAAGAUAA